Messenger RNA from Chinchilla lanigera (long-tailed chinchilla), 1284 nucleotides. RefSeq names its product coiled-coil domain containing 54 (gene Ccdc54). The transcript has a single exon. NCBI's taxonomy places the organism in Eukaryota, Metazoa, Chordata, Mammalia, Rodentia, Chinchillidae. The coding region runs from base 232 to 1218 and encodes 328 amino acids. The record is from RefSeq and is a predicted model, not a curated record.
GGGUCCCUGCAGUUGACCAUGGUUUCACAGAGCUCUCAGUCUGUCUUGGAAGAAGUUACCACCUAAGAGUGUCUGUUGCUGUCUUUGAUGUUCUCCCUUGGGCAUUCUAUGAUGUUACCCAGAAAGAAAUCCAGCAAACAGUAAGAGAAAAGCCAUUUCAUCCUGACAUUGGCUCUUUCUGUGAUUCUUGUCACACUUCACCACACCCUGCAUCUUAUUCCACAAUGAAAGAUGUACAAAUUUCGUACCAAGAGGAUAAAAGCUGCUGUUGGAUAUAUGUGGACUUCAAAUCUUUGCAAGAUCAGGCAAUCUCUCAAAAAUGUUUAUCAAAAAUGUAAGAUCCAGCACCAAGAUUCAACCAUCAGAUACCCAACAAUGACUUAUGACUGUGACCAAAAUAGCAUCAGUUCAGAUGAAGAAAUGAAUCUUAAAGUACUGCUCCAAGAUAUUAAAACUACCCAAAUUGAACUCCUCAGCAAAAUGACUGACAUUGUCAGUGCAGUAUCAAAAGUCCAGGAAAAGAUUGACCACUAUGAGAAGCAGGUAGAGGCCCUAGAAACCAGACUGAAUGCUAAUGAAGACAAACAAUUCACAACCACUAAAGAUGUCCUACUUGUAAAAGAAGACACAAGUACUUUAAAGAACAAGGUGGCAGAACUGGAAAACCAGAAAUCUGGGGCCAGCAUAUAUUGUUUAGAAGUUCUGGAGAGAGAAAAAGAUAAAGAAAUUAUAGAACUGCUUCACAAAUUUAUACAACUGGAAACUAUGAAGGAUGCCACAGCUUGUGUGGACUCUGAAAUCUCUACAGCAGAACCAAGGAAAGUGCCUAGUUAUCCAGAGCCCGCUGAGCAUCCUGAAGAAAAGGAAAUCUCUCCAAAGAUUAAAACUCUGAGGAAAAGUAAUCCCCAAAAAGUACCUAGAAGCCUUAAAAGAGCAAAGUCAAAUAUUAAUAUUUACCCAGACUUUGGUACCUGGAUCAAGCUAACUUCUGUUCAUGGAGGAAAGUGGACAUUUUUCCUCAAGGCUACCAAGUUAAAGGACUUCAUCAAGUGGCUUCUUUCUACACCAACACUCCUUCCUGAGGAGCCACAGAUCAUACCCAAGAGAGAAUUUCCACUCUCCAGACCUAUUGCAAGCUUGAGCGCAGUCUGUCUGUCUCUUUUCAACUAUAUUUGCUGCCUUUUUGGUUCUUCAAAAGAGGAAGUAACUAGACUAUAGAGUGUUUUUCUUUUCUCCUUUGCUUAGUACAAAAUAAAUGUAAUCAGUUGGCUAUAAGCAUUCACA